This is a messenger RNA of Silurus meridionalis, 3234 nucleotides long. RefSeq names its product prolactin releasing hormone 2 receptor (gene prlh2r). Gene Ontology annotation, molecular function: neuropeptide binding; neuropeptide Y receptor activity. Gene Ontology annotation, biological process: G protein-coupled receptor signaling pathway. The record is from RefSeq and is a predicted model, not a curated record. Gene Ontology annotation, cellular component: neuron projection; plasma membrane. Lineage: Eukaryota; Metazoa; Chordata; Actinopteri; Siluriformes; Siluridae. The transcript is spliced from 2 exons. Bases 1670 to 2791 code for a protein of 373 amino acids.
CCGCCAAUUAAAUCAGUGGACUGGAACUAACUGCUGUAUAAUGUCAUUUGUUUCAUUUGAUGUGAUACGGUUCAAAGCAAAGUGUAAGCAUAAAAAAGAUCUGCACUGAGGCCUUUAGACAGUGUUUGUGCCUUUAGCUUCAAAUACAUGACGAUGACAAUGCUUUUGUCAAACAAAAUUUGGAGUUGGAGACACCAGGGCCAUUUAGCAGGUAUACAAUUACGUUGCCAUUUUACAUGUAUUUAGUUUAUAUAUAGCUGUUAAUAGCUGUUUUUUGAAUACAUAAUGGCUGACGAAUCUGAUUUGGUUGCAGAUAUACUUACAAGGCUAUUUUAAAACGGACUUGUCAAGAUAAGCUCAACACUGUGGCGAAAGGUCAGCCAAAACAGUUAAAAACUGUUGUUAAGAUUUUUCAAGAACCAUUUUUACUUUUGUGUAUUCUUUCCUGUAGAAUUUGCACAAAAAUGAACAAUUUGCCUUCAUUUCAAAUACCCAGGAAAACCAUAAUCCCUGGUGUUUCUGUUGUUGUGGAACUCGCAAAGUACUACAAAACUGCAACCAGGGAAAAUUUUGGGGGUGGAUUGUUUAUUUUGUAUUUUUUAAUAAGGUUAAUAUUGAGAUGAUGAUGGAAGCAGCCGGUGCAGCUGUGGCUGCAUGGGGUUUCUUGCUUUAGUAAUGACAUUCAUUCUUGAUGCUUGAGAGACCUCUCGGUGAUGCAGUGCUCUGUUACACUGCAUUUCUGUAUAUUAUUGAUUUUCUUCUUCAACUGUUGAGUCAUAAUGAUGAUAUUAAGAGGUGGGUUGAUUCAAGUAGAACACAGCUCAAGGUCCAGGUCUGAAAUGCAUGGCCCACUACUGUAGCUGUGGACCGGUACUGGACCACCGGUAUUGGACCAUGGAUCAUUUGGAACCUGGCCACAUAGAAAGAAUAUUUUUUUUCUUUAUUUUUUUAUUGACUUUCGUGGUCUGCAGUGUGUUUUAUUUUUUUUUUUUUUAAAUGACAACUUCUGCCUUUGCCAAUUUCCCACGCUUGUUUCAGUCAGUAUUUUUAUGCAUCGCACUGAUUCUGCAUUAUCGGGAGCUGAGUUACAUUUUCAUUAUAUAUGUAAUUAAAUUCAUAAUGAAAUCAUAUAUGGAUAAUAGUCAAAUAAUAUGUACGUUAUUGCGCGUUAAUGGAAUGAAAAAUACUCUGAUAAAGUACAGCUGUGUAACGGUGCUACGACUAUACGCUCAUUAGGUACAGCGAUGGUUGCAACAUCUGGCUGUAAUAUAUAAUGCAAAUAAAGUGGCUACAGAGGCUGGUCCUCUCUCACUUCCAGAGCAAUGACGUAGACAAUAGAGAAGGUGUGUGUGUCUGUGUGUGUGUGUGUGUGUGUGUGUGUGUGGGGAGCUGGCGCGUGUGAGUGACCGCGCGCGCGCUCUAUCCAUCCUCCAGUCUGCUGUGGAGCGACAGGAGAAGAGAGCAGCUUCAGGUGAACGACCACUGACCGAACAGCUUCACAGGCAAAAUCAGCCAAUAUUUUCUGUACGAGCUUUGACCUUUUGUUUUAUUACUAUAAUAUAUAAAAACUGAACAAAGUCGUGUUUUACAGUGAACUUAUUUGGGGCUUUUUCACUGUCUGAUUGAGAUGUGAUCAACUCGACAGAAAAAGGUCAAAGCUCUGGUGAACAUGGACUCCCUCCUGAAUGAAACUUCGGAGAACACAACCUUCAGCGUGUCUCCUCCAUCUCUCUCCUCUUUCAAUGGACUGAACCUCCUGAUGGAAUUAAAGAUGCUCUUUGUGCCUCUCUACGCUAUGCUAGUUCUAGUAGCCUGCUGUGGAAAUCUCUUUCUCCUUUUCCUCAUUGGAUUGAACAGGAAGCUUCACAGCACAACAAACUUCUUGAUUGGAAACUUGGCCCUGGCCGACUUGGUGAUGUGUCUUUUCUGUGUGCCCCUGACUGUAUUUUAUGCCUUUGAUGAGCGUGGCUGGGUUUUUGGGCAUUUUAUGUGCCGUUUUGUAUCGCUUAUGCAGACUGCAACUGUCUUUGCGGCAGUUCUGUCUCUGACCGCCAUAGCAGUGGACCGAUACAUUGUGGUUGCUUAUCCUAUCCGUCGACGUGUAGGCCGCCAUUUUUGCGCUGGCCUGGUUUUGAGCAUAUGGUUUUGUGCCCUGGUAAUGUCCAUCCCAGCCACUCUGCACACUAUGUAUUUGGAUUUAAGUGCUGCUGGUCAUCACAUGGCUGUGUGUGAGGAGUUCUGGCAAGAGCAGGAGCUUGGUCGGCUUAUCUACUCGUGCUUCUUUUUGCUCCUUUCUUAUUUCGUUCCUCUUGCAGCUGUGUCUAUAUCCUACUGUGCCAUUUCGUGCCACCUCCAGCACAGGGCCACACAGCGACUCAUAGCUGCCAUUCCCUCCAAUCAGGAGAAAUGGGGCCGUAAAAGGCGCAAGACCUUUCGCCUGCUGCUGAUAUCGGUGCUGUGCUUUGCAUUCUCCUGGCUCCCCUUGCAGGUGGUCAACCUCAUCCGUGACCUGGACACUGACUUUGUUAUCUUGAGCAAGAGUCAUAUCAAUGUGAUUCAGGUCUCCUGCCAUUUGUUAGCCAUGAGCUCGGCAUGCUUUAACCCUUUUAUCUACGCAUCUCUGCAUGACAAGUUUUUGUCCUAUUUGUGCCGCCACAUGUUCCGGAGGCGCAGACAAUCUCAGGCACAGAGUAGCUCCACCACCUCCAGCCGCUUACCACGCCAACACACCAACUCCACCCUAUCUGCAAUUCCUAUGGCUGUAAGCAAGACACUGCAAGAGGAAAUUUAGUCAGUUAUGCGUUCCUAGAAAUGGUACUUCCCCCUAACAAGUUGUCACCAUGUUUAUGUUGAUGUGUGCUGUACUGUACUGUACUGUACUGUAGGAUGGAAGUUGUAUACACAAAUGCUGUGCAAAGCCUGCCAAACAUAUUCUCAAGAGUAACAGUAUAUAGUAAUAGUAAGCUGUCCUGUAUAUGUUAUUAACACUCAAAGCAAUGCUAUGACUGUUUAAGAACACAUGGCAAUGCAUUUUUUUCACAUUUCAUUUGCAUGGCCAAUCUGUAUUGUUGAAAACUGUAAAGUGUGUACAGGUGGUUGUAAUAUGAAACUGUUUUAGUGCAUGUAUUGUGAAUAUAUUUUAUUGCAUUUGUUAAUUUCAUAUAUUUCUUAAAUUCAAUUUUUUGUCCUCCUUUACAGAAAAUGUGAAGAAUAAACAAAACAUUUUCCAAUUAA